Messenger RNA from Hippopotamus amphibius kiboko, 1323 nucleotides. It is a transcript of the gene HTR6, whose product is annotated as 5-hydroxytryptamine receptor 6. Gene Ontology annotation, molecular function: neurotransmitter receptor activity; G protein-coupled serotonin receptor activity. Bases 1 to 1323 code for a protein of 440 amino acids. The transcript has 3 exons. Lineage: Eukaryota; Metazoa; Chordata; Mammalia; Artiodactyla; Hippopotamidae. The record is from RefSeq and is a predicted model, not a curated record. Gene Ontology annotation, biological process: G protein-coupled receptor signaling pathway, coupled to cyclic nucleotide second messenger; chemical synaptic transmission. Gene Ontology annotation, cellular component: dendrite; membrane.
AUGGUCCCAGAGCAGGGGCCCGCCAACAACAGCACCCCGGACUGGGAAUCAGGGCCACCGUCGGAACCGGGGGGCAGCGGCUGGGUGGCGGCGGCGCUGUGUGUGGUCAUCGCGCUGACGGCGGCGGCCAACUCGCUGCUCAUCGCGCUCAUCUGCACGCAGCCCGCGCUGCGCAACACGUCCAACUUCUUCCUGGUGUCGCUCUUCACGUCGGACCUGAUGGUGGGGCUGGUGGUGAUGCCGCCGGCCAUGCUGAACGCGCUGUACGGGCGCUGGGUGCUGGCGCGGGGCCUCUGCCUGCUCUGGACUGCCUUCGACGUGAUGUGCUGCAGCGCCUCCAUCCUUAACCUCUGCCUCAUCAGCCUGGACCGCUACCUGCUCAUCCUCUCGCCGCUGCGCUACAAGCUGCGCAUGACGCCCCCGCGCGCCCUGGCGCUGGUCCUGAGCGCCUGGAGCCUGGCCGCGCUCGCCUCCUUCCUGCCCCUGCUGCUGGGCUGGCAUGAGCUGGGCCGAGCGCGGGCACCCGCCCCCGGCCAGUGCCGCCUGCUGGCCAGCCUGCCCUUCGUCCUCGUGGCGUCGGGCCUCACCUUCUUCCUGCCCUCGGGCGCCAUCUGCUUCACCUACUGCAGGAUCCUGCUGGCCGCCCGCAAGCAGGCCGUGCAGGUGGCCUCUCUCACUACCGGCAUGGCAGGCCAGGCCUUGGAGACGCUGCAGGUGCCCAGGACCCCACACCCAGGGAUGGAGUCAGCCGACAGCAGGCGUCUAGCCACCAAGCACAGCAGGAAGGCCUUAAAGGCCAGCCUGACACUGGGCAUCCUACUGGGCAUGUUCUUUGUGACCUGGCUGCCCUUCUUUGUGGCCAACAUAGCCCAGGCCGUGUGCGACUGCAUCUCCCCAGGGCUCUUUGAUGUCCUCACGUGGCUGGGUUACUGCAACAGCACCAUGAACCCCAUCAUCUACCCACUCUUCAUGCGGGACUUCAAGCGGGCCCUGAGCAGGCUCCUGCCGUGUCCCCGCUGCCCCCGGGAGCACCAGGCCAGCCUUGCCUCACCCUCCAUGCGUACCUCUCACAGCGGCCCACGGCCGGGCCUGAGCCUGCAGCACGUGUUGCCUCUGCCCCUGCUGCCGAACUUGGACUCGGAGUCGGACUCAGGCUCCGGGGGCUCCUCAGGCCAGCAACUCACAGCCCAGCUACUGCUGCCUGGAGAGGCCACCCGGGACCCCCCACCACCUGCCAGGACCACUACCACAGUCAACUUCUUCAACAUUGAUCCCGCGGAGCCUGAGCUGCAGCCGCAUCCACUUGGUACCCCCACGAACUGA